Molecule: messenger RNA, 2937 nt
Organism: Hylaeus volcanicus
Lineage: Eukaryota; Metazoa; Arthropoda; Insecta; Hymenoptera; Colletidae
Product: stress-induced-phosphoprotein 1-like
Exons: 5
Coding region: 203-925 (240 amino acids)
Molecular function (GO): Hsp90 protein binding
Source: RefSeq, a predicted model, not a curated record
AUGCACCUACCGGUUCGAAAGACAUGGCAGGUGUUGCGGUUGCCUCUUAUUGUUGACUAUCUUUGAUAAAUAAACGGUUACUUGGGAGCCCCUCGAAGGACAAUGAUAACGGGUACAUUACAUAAUAAUUCGUGAAAAUUUCUUUUGAAUAACCUCACUUCGAAGCCCACUGUAAAAAUGUCGAGUACGCAAGAAGCAGAGUAUGGUUUCAUUGAAGGUUCAAAGCCUCAAGGAGAGGGGAAAUGCAUGCGUGAAAGGACAGAAAUACGAAGAGGCUAUGUUUCAUUACACGCAUGCGAUCAAAAUUGAUCCACAAAAUUAUUCUUUGUAUAGUAAUCGAUCGUUUACCUUUCUAAAAUUGCAACAAUACCAUUUGGCAAUGGAAGACGCUUUAAUGACAAUUCAAUUGAAACCUGACUGGACCAAGGGUUAUUUUAGGAAAGGUGAAAUAGAAUCCCAAACAUUUCGCUUUAGCGAAGCACUUCAAUCUUACAACAAAGCAUUAUCUCUUCAACCAAACGAACCAACUAUUUUAGAAGCAAUGAACAGAGUAUCCAGAAUGUUGAUUAAAGAUAAACGAGCUGAUCAACAAAUACCUUGGCUUGGAGCUGGUGUUGGUAUUAUACUUGGAGUAAUAGUUGUAAUUGCUGAUUACGUCUUUACAAAUAAACCUACAUUAACGCAUCCCCUUUUGAUGGCCUUGUUAACAAUGUCUAUAGCAAUGCUAGGUUUUGGUAUUGCAAAAGGAUUUCGCUAUUUUGUAAAGUGUCAAAGAAAAUCACUUUUGGAUCCACCUGUAGAUCUGUUUGGUGAAACUAAAGAAGAACUUGAUGAUGUUGAUGCUGAAAUGAGUAGUGAAAAGGAGAAACAUCCAAAGUACAGUAAAGCGCAAGCGCGACAAAGAUUCAAGAAAGGAAAAUCAUAGUGUGUUUUGAUACUAAUUAUAUAUAUAUGCAUUUCUAUGUAAAUUUAAAAUUUAAAAUUCAUACACUUUUUAACAUCUCAGGAAAACUGAAUGUCUACGACCAGUUAUUACAUUGGCAGAAGAAUAUAUACACACUGUUUACAUUUUAUACCUAAGUUAUUGUUAAAUAAUAUUAAAAUAUUGAGAAUGCGUGACAGACUUUCCGCGCUUCUUUAUAUUUUAUGUUGAAAAAUUCAUAUGGCAAACCAAACAUGCUAGUUAAUAAUUAAGUCAAUCUAUUCCAAAUACAACUAUAUUUCAAACUGUUUGAGAUAUAUCAUAGGAGAUAAGGCUGCAAUGAAAAUAUAAUUGUCAGUUAUUUAGUACAAAUAUUUCUAAAAUCCAAAUUGGAAGAAAAAAAAAUCUGCUUAUUAUAUGAAUUGCAACCAUAUUUAAUGAUAUAGAAUGUUUCAACGUUUAAACAAAAUGGGCAACAAAUUUGACGUUAACAUUUUUACAUCCAUAUAUAUAUAUACUGUAGGAUUGAAUAAUACGAAGAUUAUUCUAUAUCAUAUACAACGAAUUAUCUUGUUCUUAAAUUCGAAAAUUCUGCACUUACGAAACAUAAUAAACACAAACAAACGAACUAAUCAUAAUUAAAUAUUCGAGAGUUGUUUAACCCCCUACUUAACACUUUAACUGUUGGGAAAAAAUUAUGUUUGUUACGCGGGCUUAAUGUCCGCCAAUAAAACGCAUGUAACAGUCGAAGUGUUAAACAUUAUACUAAACAACGACACAACGGAAUAUACGAUUACAUAUAGGAUAAAGUAUGUUAUUUGAAUUUUAAAACUAAUAUACUAGAUACAUCACCCCUCUGCUAAAAUAUGAAUAAUCACGAAUAUAGAAUCAAGAAUUUCAAAUUUUUUCAUACACACUUUAUUCAAUGAGCUGUAUUGAUCUUUCCUCGCUUAAGGGAAACUAGAAAUCCUAAUGUCAAUAUAAGAAUUUUCAAUAUUGCAAAUUCAUAUACAUAUACGUCGCUACAUUACUUCUAUAAGUACAUCUUCAUAGUAAUAUACAGAGUAGAUUAUUUAUAAGCAAAUUAUACGUACGUAUAGAACUUUACAGAUUUAAUAGUGUUGUAUAGAGACAUAUAUAUAUAUAUUUAACUAUCUGUUUUGUUGAAUUGUUAUGUAGAUUCACUUAUCAUACUAUGCCAAAUACUUUAACUGUUCUGAACCAUCCGAGAUAUUUACACGAGAGCACUAACGUUUUUCAUAUAAAAUUUUCAUAAGUCCAAACUUCUAAAAAUUAUAACGUUUCAAACUAUUCACUCAAAUUUAUUAGCAACGAUCUUUAAUUAAUGGACGCUCUUUACUUGACCAUAACGUACAACACGAGUCUGCCAUUUAUAAUUCAUUAUUAUACGCGGCCAUCGUCAUAUCGAUACGACGGCGAAUUAUACUAUCGAAUGAAUCAAUAUCCUAACAAAUACAUGGUUGGAUCUUCUUCAAAUUAGUUUAUUAAUAGCAUCUUACGAUUAACCAAAGUGUUGACACAGUGUGUUUACUGAGACUUAUAAUCUUUAUACGAAGGUAACAUUUUUACGCGAAUCGAGUCCGUAAAAUUUGUAAUAAAAUUUAUAAUUGUGUUUAAUAAAAAAAAAAAAAGAAAAAAAAAGAAAAAAAAAUAAUAAUAAAAAAAUACGACAUGUAAGAAUUUUUACACGAACUGCAACGACCGGCCGGAUUUACCGGCACCGUGAGAAUUUUUCUUAUAUUUAUACGAAUUCGUCAGUGAUCGUAAUUAUACGCGAAGUACCCUAAAAUAGUUUUCUACGAGACGAAACACAAAAGAAUACAGUAUGUGUUUUAGCGAGAGAUGUUAGCGAUAACACGUUUUUCCGCAACCGCAUUGGCUGUACGCCAGGUGCUUGAGACUCAGUUAUCCGAGGAUCAUCGAGAGCUCAUUAAGUGUAAAUUCAAAUGUACAAGCUGUUACUUAGUUAAGUACACGUAUUCUUUCGAACUGUC